Messenger RNA from Porites lobata, 5919 nucleotides. The record is from the annotation of a GenBank genome assembly. NCBI's taxonomy places the organism in Eukaryota, Metazoa, Cnidaria, Anthozoa, Scleractinia, Poritidae.
ACAUGCUUUCUUUUUUAUUUUGUUAUCAAAGGUCAGCAGAUUGAUGGCCCACAAAAUGGCCCUGCUCCACAACCAUGGGAUAUUCUUGCUCAGCCAAGUCAGCUAUUUACACCCCAAGAGGCGCGUAUUGAAGUUCCACACACAGCUUCUGUUAAGGUAUCAUAGUGACUGUAUACAAUGUACAGUCAACCUUCUAUUUCAGAUUUGGAAGAUGAACUAGUUUGGUUUGACUCAACAGAGAGGAGAACUGUGACGUAACGUUACCAUGGUAGCAAAAUUGGAUUGACUCAAUUGCAGAGUAGAAAGCAAAGUGUGUGUUUGUGUGUGCGUUUUUUAAUGGAUCGCUUUAAGUCUGAAGAAAGAAGACAUCCUAAAGUUUGCGCACACAGACCACAUUUACACGGGUCCGGGCAAAUUUUUGAAUGGACAAGAACUUACACGGAUCCACUUUUCGUCUACAGUACGGAACCCGCGGAACCGUGCAAGUUUUUUGAACGGCGACGUUUCUGGGAAACUCCCACCUAGCCCCUCCCUAAGUCAACAUCAACACUUACUUCUCACUUGGGGGAAAAUGUUGCCAUAGGGGAGGGGUAAGUGGGCAGUUUCCCAGAAACGUCUUAUGAUCCUAAACAGUACUGCAAUCUGUAACAGAAUUUGGACGGUUCCGUGUUGACUGGUUGCUCAGGUAAAAACGUCGUCCGUUCAAAAAUUUGCCCAGAUCCGUGUAAAAACCCCAGCAUUCCCGAGAGAUAUGCCUCAGUCUAUAAUAUUAUCGCUAAUGGUAGUUUGCAAUUUUCUCCUGAAAGUAGGAAAUGUUGACUACAUUUUUGAGUCUAACAUUUCUUUACUUUUUCUUUUUUUUCUUCUCUUUUUUUGUCAGCCAUACCAUGAGUGUAUGGCUAUAGGUUACAAGCGCUGCUACAAGUGUUACGGUCGAGGAAGGGUAAGGAUCACAGACAGUUUUUCACAUUAGUUGCUUCCGCAAGAAAAACUUGAAAAGAUGAGGUUAUCGUGAGUUUUCCCCUUUGCUUGCUCGUAACAUAUUCUUGCCUGUGCGACAAUCCUGCUAAUAACUGCUUGCAGUCGAUAAAUACAAUCAAUUCUGUUCAUAACAUUACUAUACCUUCGUGUUUUUCUUGACACAAGAAUCAUGAAUUAUGCUGUAAAAUUUUAGCAUAAACGAAAAAAAAAAGAACGAUAUCAUUUGUUGCACAAGGGCGACAGAAAAUAAACACGUGAAAUACGAAAACUGGAAGUCCAAAUUUACUUGAGUGUCAACAGGGUACCCAACAACGAGAUAACUAAAUAGACCUCUUAGGGCCCAUUAUGGUUGCCGGGCUGCAUUUAUUGAAAGGAAAUUUUUUGCAUUAAAAUAAGGAUCACGAUAGUACUAAGUAUUAUCAACCAAAAAGUACGUUGGGAUUGACAUUUACGAAAAAAUGUUUCCCUUACUCAGUUAAAACGCGAUUUUCUGAAUUGGGUCACGUUGUAUUGCAUGUGUCCUGGUGCCGUCAUAAUCAGAACGACUUGACCGGUCACUUAGGAAUCACAAUUCGAAUUUUGUUAAAUAUGGAUGAGAUCGAGUGUUUGCCUAUAUCUUAUAGGUUCGUUGCACGUGGUGUCACGGUUCAGGUCACCGCACGGAAUACAGGGACGGUCAUCAUCAUCGCACGUGUUGCACGUGGUGUCACGGAUCAGGAAGAAGAACGUAAGUACCAUGAGCUAACCACCUACAGUUGAUCCUCACUACAAUGGUCACCUUGGGGACAGAAGAAACCCGGGGGGGGGGGGUACUCCCUUACAAGAGGCUAAUAGGGAUGUGUCGCUGGAUGGGGUCGCAUUUUCACAACUGGAGUGACUAUUAUGGGGUCACAUUUUCAAUAGAUUUACUAGAAUGGGGUCGCAAAUUUUCGGAUUUUUGGGGUGAGUAAGGAUUCAAAAUGGGAAGAUUCUCGGUUAAAAAAUCAGAAAGUUGUUGUUUAUUAAAUGGAACAGUAAGCUCGCAUUGACCGCAUUACAUUCCGCCGCUUGAAACCACAUUGAUGAGGUAGAUGCAUAAAUAGAAAGUGACUAAGUUGGGAUCACGAAAAUUACAUUUUCCAAAAAGUGACUAAGAUGGGGUCUAUAAUUGGCCAAAAAAUAGACUAUAAUGGGGUAGGGGCUCUGAGAGGCCAGCGGCACAUACCCAGCAAACAUUAACCCAAGUAUCCCCCCCCCCCCCCCCGGGAGAAAAAAGUGGCCGGUGUAGAGAGGUGGCCGUAAGCGGAGGUUCGACUGUAAUCCAACACAGUCUUGGAUUGUGGACUUCACGCUGUGGAUUCCGGAUUUGAGGGAUUGAAUUCCGGAUUCUUUUUAGUGGAACUUGGAUUCGGGAUUCCAGUCGUUUGCGGGAUUCCGAUUCCUUGAACUUAAUUCUGGAUUCUUAAGCCCUGGAUGCUGGAUUCCAUAAGCAAAAGUUUCCCGGAUUCUGGAUUCCAAAUAAUUAGUUCAAAAUCACAAAAAUAAAAUAAAAUAACUACAUAAAGGAAAAAAAAGUUCUAUAGAGUGUUUUCACAUGACGUCAAGGCGGCCAUAUUGGUCUCUCAAAACAAUGAAACGGCGGCCAUGUUGGAGUCCCAAACCAGUCCUGUGGGAGUUGAACUCUUUUCUUAUGCAAAGACUUUCUUUUGUUGCAAUAAAUUUGUAUAGAUGCUGGCCACGUGAGUGAAAACACUCUACAUAAACGAGUCGACCUUCGUUAUUCGAUUUUGUUCGAUUUGGUUAAAAGUGGGAAUAACUACCUGAUUUUGACCAUUUGUGUUUGUUUGUUUUGUAGCUGUAAUACUUGUCAUGGCCAUGGUCGGGUGAUGUGUUGGACUUGUCAAGGACAAGGUCACCUAAAGAUGUAUAUUCAACUGACUGUCAAAUGGUAAGUAACGUCUCGUCUUGAUCUUAGCCUCGUACAAAGUAAUCUGGAGAAAUUUGAAAAUACUUUAGUUUACCUUCCGUUUCUGGUUACGUUCCAUACAACACGGCGUGUUCCUCCGCCGAAAUUGGUCUCCAGAGAACACAAAUUUGGAAGCAGUCGGUGAGAUGGCGGGUGUGGACCAUGCUUGUUCCCAGGUUUCUCUCUCUUCCUCCAAAAGAGAGAAUCAUGGGAACUAUGUCAGGUGUGGAUGGCUGACAACAGAACUAACAAUGGGAACGAGACCUUGGGCUCAAGUAAAUGAUUUGCGCAUGCUCUAUUGGCUUCUAAACACUGCGACAGUGUCACGUUUUUAAACUGGGUUAGUGUGAUGCGAAAUCGAUAGCGCGGCCGCAAAAUAUAUCAUUUUUUUUGCGAACCAAGCUAACGAUAGAGGGUGACACUUAACAGUUCCAAGAGCCGAUAAACCUGUGGCCCUCUAUUAGCUUCUAACGAAAUGGUCAGAGGGACACUUUAAAGAUCGAAUUUUCUGCAAUGUUAGUUUUUGAGGAAAGGAUCAAAGCAGAGUAUGCGGAUAAAAAACUUUUCUAGAUCGGAGCAGGGAAGGAGACAAACAGCAAACUCAACCGUUAUAUAGCGUCAAGGAUCUUUAGGUUUCUAUCUACCGUUAGAACUACCUUGUACAGCAUGAUAGGCAAGAGAAUGGGGAAGUGUUACUAUAAGCUUUAGUUUGUUUGAAUGCACACACCUCAGUUAAAACUCUAUCCAAGUGUAACUUAACACGGGAAUUCAUCACUUAAUGGCUGUCAUUUAAAUGAGAGUUUCACCUUAAAAUCUCAUUAAAAUACCCGAAAGGCUGUAAGAAUAGAGAUGAAAGCGAAAACUAGUUCUCUGAGUCAGUACAGUGGAACCUAGAUAUAACGAACCUCUUUUACUCUUUUUGCCAGUCCCUUGACCUUUCGUUAUAUCGAGGUUCCACCGUAUCGAGGUACUUUUUCAUACAUUUUACUAUUAUUUGGGUAAAGAAAAUCGUUCGUUAUACCGAGCACUUCGUUAUAUAGAGGUUCGUUAUAUCAAGGUUCCACUGUAUAACCUCGUUAUAGCGAACACAUUUUGCCAAUCCCUUGGCCGUUCGUUAUAUCGAGGUUCCACUGUAUGUUGCCUCUAUGAUCACGCAAUAUCAUAAACAAAUGGUUAAUAGAGUUUUUGUCUUUUUCAGGGAAUGUCACAUUGACAACCACGUUACAGAGAGAACAGACCUGCCCGAUCAUCUCAUAGUGGGAUCACAAGGAACAGAAAUUUUUACUCAAGAAUUUCCAAAGGGUAACAGCCGAUUUUUGUGUGCUUUUGUGUUCGGAUAGCCUCAGAAGAAUGGCAGUGUUGUAUACCGUUAAAUGUAGUUUAGCGCAUGACCAGGAGCAAGAGUGUUGUCAGCAGCGUUCCGGGCCGUGUAUUGCUUUUAUACCGUUUGGUAGCAUUUGUGUUGGCGUUGGGGCAAUGGGGCGGCCCCUCCCUGGUGAAAAUCUUUCAUCGAUCUUUGAAGAUCCUUUAAGAUCUGCAUGAAAAUCCUUAGUGUAGAUUUUUGAGGAUCUUUAUUAAAAAUCCUCAAAGAUAUUCUAGAUUCUUGCCAAGAUCCUCAAGGUUCUCGUAAAGAUCUUGGAGGAUUCUUAAAGGUCUUUGCAUGUAUUUUGAAGAUCCUUGUAAAAUCCUCAAAGAUCUUGGCAAGAUCCUUGAAUCCUUGAAGAUCCUGUGAAGUUUUCAGUGGUAUCCGAGGACAGCGCAUGCAUUGCUUCCAAAUGUGCUUGCAGGUUUGCUUGAAGGGGCUUUAGUCACCUUCGGGGGCUCGGUUUGGGCAGACCACUUGGGUUUUCUAUCGCCUUGCCAUUAAGGCUGUGAUUUGGGGAAAAUGGUUGUUGUUCCCAGUCCCCUUGGGCACCUAACUUCCACUCGCAACUUGGGCGUGGACCCUCGUUUUCGCUUACUACCACUGAGUAAGAAAGACUGCUUUCCUCUUUUCUGAGCUUGUCAAAAACUUCUUCACUGAUUAGUAAGUGCCAUAUUACUUUUCUUCUCGGUCACUCAGUGAUAUGCUAUCCAUGCUUUGCCAGCCACAGUUAUCCACAAAAGUAUGGCAGGAAAAAAAUUAUGUCGCUCAAGAAUUUUGUAUCAAUGACUGAUCAUUUCAAUUUCAUCCUGCUUGCCGACGUCGUAUUUUUUUUCUUUGUAGGUUUAUCCAAUCACAACGUUCCAUGACCCGGAUGUUAAUCGCGGUUCCCAGGCCCUCGUUGAUGCUCAUUCCCGUAACUGGCCUAAUAAACGAAUCCUUAUGCAGGUCAGUAAGAAAACUGUCAGAAAUGAGAAAUGAGAAGGAAGCUGAGCCGUGUUAGUUUUCUCAAAGAUUUCUAAGACGGUAGUCUUUUGUCUGGUCACGCAACGUUCCCUUCUGGGACGAUUAUUAGGAACAGAGGAAAAAUACGCCAUUAACUGACCCGGCGCUUCCCCAGAGACGAUCUCAGAGGUCUUUGUGAAAAUUAACUCGGCGUAGUUUCUUCUCUUUUUUAAACUGGUGAAUGUCUUUCCAGAUUAUACAGUGGAACUGCUAUUUAACGGCUGCCCUUAUUUAGGGAUGGGAAAACUGUUAGUUCUGUUCAAAGGCAAUCCACUGCUUUUCUUACCAUUAACUUCCUACUACUCUCACGUUUCAAAAUAGCGCGUGACAGGGCGUGGUACUCAGGGGGUGAAGAGAAAACCAUUCUGUGCCGUUACCUAGGCACCAUUACUCGGGCACCAAGUGAGACAUUGUCAUAGUGUGAGCCUAUACCUGUAUGGAUUAAUAAAAAUCAAAUUUAUUUGUUGAUUUAUUUCAGCGUCACACGUUACGAGCUGUGCCAGUAUCUGAAGUGAAGUAUGAGUGGAAAGAUAAAAACACUCGUUUCUGGGUGUACGGCCUGGAUCACAGAGUGCACGCCCCAGACUACCCCCAACAGUGCUGUUGUGGUUGCACUAUAAUCUAG